Molecule: messenger RNA, 1585 nt
Organism: Sesamum indicum (sesame)
Lineage: Eukaryota; Viridiplantae; Streptophyta; Magnoliopsida; Lamiales; Pedaliaceae
Product: protein JINGUBANG
Molecular function (GO): protein binding
Source: RefSeq, a predicted model, not a curated record
AUUCUUUAUAAACAUGUUUCAUUCACAUUUCAUCAGCUCUCAUAAUCAACUUUUAAUUAUAGUUUCAACAAAAGCAUUCUUCAACCUCAUCCCCUCUUCCAUUUCUUUCUCUCAAGAAGAAGAAAAUUGAAAAUGGGCAUAUUUCUCCCUUGUCCUUUGCCUUGCCAUUGCGACAAGCACCAAGAUUCCGACCAACCACAAACCAAUCUCCAUUCUGAUUCAUCUUCAAAUUCAUCGCUUACUUCGCAAUCAAGUCUCCCUUCAGUUCCUUCACUGACACCCCAUUCCCAGGCCCUGGAUCACGCCUCCGCCGCCCGUUACCACUGCUUAGCCACUCUCAAGGGCCACUCUUCCUAUGUAUUCUCCCUCGCUCUCGCCGGAAAGCACCUCUACAGCGGCGGUUCCAACGGUGAAAUCCGUGUAUGGGAUCGUAACCCCUCUUCGUUAUCCCAGAAUUACAUUGUUUCAGAAGGCUACAGCGCCGUGAAAUCCAUAGUAGUCUUAGGCGACAAGCUCUUCACGGCGCACCAUGAUCACAAAAUCCGCGUCUGGAGAAUUGCUAACUCCACACCCCAUCAAAAAUACAAGCUUAUUACAACGUUACCAACUGUGAACGACCGUUGCAUGAGGCUUUUCUCUGCGAAAAACUAUGUCCAAGUGCGCAGGCACAAGAAGUCGACGUGGGUUCAUCAUGUGGACACAGUUUCCUGUCUUGUUUUAUCAAGAGAUGGUUCUUUACUCUAUUCUGUUUCGUGGGAUAGAACCCUCAAAGUGUGGCGAACUUCUGAUUUCAAGUGCGUAGAAUCAGUGCAGAAUGCUCAUGAUGACGCAAUAAACGCCGUCGUCGUAUCCAACGACGGGGUUGUCUACACGGGCUCGGCAGAUACAACGAUCAAGAUUUGGAAAAAACCCGAUGGCGGGAAGAAACAUUCACUUGUUUCUACACUGGAAAAGCAUAAAUCUGCUGUGAACGCGUUGGCCUUAAGCACAGAUGGGUCUGUUUUAUAUUCCGGCGCCUGCGACAGGUCAAUAAUUGUGUGGGAGAAAGACGACGGCGCCGCCCAUCUGGCGGUGGCGGGGGCGCUGAGAGGGCAUAAGAAGGCUAUUUUGUGUUUGGCCGUUGUGUCGGAUUUAUUGUGCAGUGGGUCAGCAGACAAGACAGUGAGAAUUUGGAGGAAAGGGAGUGGGAGGAGUUAUUCAUGUUUGGCAGUGUUUGAAGGGCACAGAAGCCCUGUCAAAUGUUUGACAGCAGCUUUGGAUAAUAACCAGAGUAGUAAUAAUAAUUCAGGCAAUUCUUACCUGGUUUACAGUGGGAGUCUGGAUUUUGAUAUUAAGGUUUGGCAAAUUUUUGUCCCCUUCUAACUUCUAAGCUCUAUAUAUUUUCUUCGGAGGAGGAGGAGGAUACAGACUACUGUAUUCUUGUACAUAUAUAGAAAUUGAAGGUCUUCCUUUAUUGUUUUUUGGGUUUUGGAAUUUAGAGAUUUUGUUCGCUCUUGGAAGAGUGAGGUGUUGUAAUAUUGUAUCAGUGUCCGAGGAGUUUCCAAAAGAAAAAAAGAAAGAAAGAAACAGCUCAUAAUUAUAUAUC